Molecule: messenger RNA, 1976 nt
Organism: Carassius auratus (goldfish)
Lineage: Eukaryota; Metazoa; Chordata; Actinopteri; Cypriniformes; Cyprinidae
Exons: 7
Coding region: 1155-1916 (253 amino acids)
Source: RefSeq, a predicted model, not a curated record
UGUAUUUCUGAUUUUUUCAAGCCCUCAAAGAAAAGUAAAGUACAAACUCAUCUUAAGCUUCACUUUUCUAGGGCAGUCGUCCAUGAAGAUUAUACAAUCCACCGGUGUGGUCUAGGUUGUGUGUCACAAUUACACUACCAUUGUGUAUAUUCUUCCUCAAUAAAAAUCCGACGUGACACUUUGUGGCCCACUUGAAAGGCUGUAAGACUGCUAGUAAAUUAACCACCAUUCCUGAUGUGGCUCCCUUUACUGCUAGUAGGUCCUUCAUAAAAACACAACUACGAAACAGCAUAGUUGUUAAAGCAAAUUGCCCUCAUUGUCACAUUACUAUUCAAAAAAAAAAAUUUAAGAAAACAUCUGGAGAGGAAACACACAAAAUCUAGGGACGACAUUACAGCAAGCCAUCACCUUUAUUCUGAUUGCAUAGACCGAGCUAAUGGUGUCUAUGCAGUCCAGAAACAUUGUUUUUCUUCGAGUGUUCCACUCCAUGUUGUGUACAAAAUCUGGGGAGCGGAGGAGAAUGUAAGAUGUGAGUUUCCAUCCUGUCAAGUGGAGAUGGACUUAGCCAGGAGGAGUGGACUAAGCCACUACAAAAGCCAUCACCUAUUGUGGGUCCUUUGCUGAUGAUCCUUCUCUUUCAGAAAGUACCCUGACAGAAAUGGUCAGGCUUAAAUGGUUUGGCAGUGAAAGAAAGAAAGAUUGCCUACAGAGACAAAGCUUGGCCACCCAAGACAACAAACCCUUGUCUGUAGCGACAAAGGUGACAAUGCCAUCUUUAAAGAGGUGCAUUUCAGUGUAUGAGCCACAUGCAUCAUAUUAUGCCCAACUUGGAAGAAUAAUGGUCACAUAUGAUGUAAAGCUGAACUCCUGGCAUUGUCCUUGUGCCAGGUCAAGAAGUUCCUGCCUCCGUAAAUAUAUUGCUAAAUAGCACCUGUUCCAGACUGAACAUCAGCUUUUCAGGACCGUUCAAAGCACAGAUCAGACCACUCAAGUUCAUGAAAGUGUAGAUGACGCAGGCCUACUGUACCCCCCAACAAAAGAGCUGGAAUCUAUGAUUCGGUAUGUCAUGAACAACAAGACCAUCCCUGCAGCUCUUCCUGAGCACCUGCGUCUGCCUUCAUUUUCAAGCACAUACCCAACUAGCCUCAUUCCCGAUGAGAUGUGCUGGAAAUUUACCUUUAUCAGACCCUCUGCUCAUCACAUCAAAGGCCAAAAUUCUUACAAAUACAAGAACUAUCCAUGACGUUGCCACCUACUCAAAAUGUUGCCACCAGUGUGGAAUCCACUCCAGGUAUCAAGAGUGGAAAGAUGGCCUGCAUAAUUUUAAUGACAUGCUACAGGUCCACACUGCUGUUGGGAGAGUGGUUCAGUGUCUGGAGGUCACUAUAGGGGAACAGUUUCCUCCAGCCAAAACAGUGCUCCAUGCCUAUCUCCAUUUUGAGGCACUCACAGGUCACGAGUAUGAAUACUCUUGUGUGACAUGUGGGGAUCAUCCACCCAUUGUCAUCAUGGAUCUCCACAGAAAAGGAGCAUUCAACAUGUCAUUGAGUGACAUCAAACCACCACAAAAGGAUUUCAAUGGACACAUGGAUAUGGAUUACUUUUGGGAUAAACUGGCCCUGCAAAUGAUUGGUCGUGGCUUUGUAAAAAAGUUCCAAAAAAUCCACCAACCCAAAAAAGCUGAGCUUUGCGAAAUAACUGUCUCUGAAGAUAGACUUAAAAAUGAGCUUUAUAAGAAAAAGGUAUCAGUGAUAAGGAAACUGUGCAGGGAAUGUGGUAUUGAUGCCAUUGGCUCAAAAAGUGACCUCUUAGAGAGGCUUUCAUCUGAGAUGAUAUCUAGACAGACUUACGACAAAGUAUUCGAACAGAUUUGGGGUGCCUCUGGUAUGUUUGUGACUGCCACUUUACCUUUGUAGGCCUUAUACUUUUAUUACUGCUGCCUGACAUAGAUGUUUUUGUCCUAGGAGGAAGGGCUG